Molecule: messenger RNA, 4698 nt
Organism: Tetrahymena thermophila SB210
Lineage: Eukaryota; Ciliophora; Oligohymenophorea; Hymenostomatida; Tetrahymenidae
Product: tetratricopeptide repeat protein
Exons: 7
Molecular function (GO): protein binding
Source: RefSeq, a predicted model, not a curated record
AUGAAUUUGUUGGAGAGUAAAAGAAGAGCAGUUCGCUCUAUUUCUGAAUAGUCAUUUUAAAAAUAAAAUCAUAGAUACUAAAAUCAAUAGGAAGAUCCUUCCUAUUAGGAUAAUUAGAAAUCUUAUUUGAAUACUAGCUCCUUUAUUGCGAUGCCUAAAGGAAAUUUUUUUGAUUCUCGCAAAAGUUAAUCAAUCGUUCAUAAAUAGCCAAUAUAAAGUUAAAAUAAAUCAUUAAAUGAUAUACUGAAGUUGAAUGCAAAAGUAAAAGAAGAUGAAGAAAAAAAUAUAUAAAAAACAAGAAAUUUAAUAUCAAACAGCAUUGUUAGAGAUUAUGCAAAAAAUCCAGCUUAAACUGAAAGGAGUUUAAAUUCUAGAAGCAAUAAUAAUACUACAUAUCAAACAACAAGAGUCUAAACUUCUUAUUUAAGAGGACUAAGUACUGCUGGAACAUCAGGUAAUGAUGUAAAAUUUAUGAAAUUUUACAAUUUUGAAGAUUUUCUUGAAAAGACUAAGCUAUAAAUACUCUCAUCAUAAUAAACUUAGCAAUAAAACUAAACAUAGAUGCAAAAUUAAUAAAAACCUAAGGCAUAGCAAUAAACAGUAUUAAAUUAUUAAUCGUAGCCAUAACAACAAUAAUUACAGUAGCCUUACUAAAAUAGAGGAGUUUUGAAUGUAUAGAAAGCUUACUUGACAAGUCUAACGCAUAUUAAAAAUUAAAAAAUCCAGCCACUUACACUUUAAUAGAAAAAGGCAGUUAGCAGUGCAGAAGAUUAUUACAAAUAUGUACAGCAAAGGAAUGAAAAAAAUAACAAAAAUUUGAUAGGAUAGGAGAAUAAUUAUGCUUUACCUUCCAGAUAACCUUCAUUGGAUUAAAUUUAUGAGAAAGUUUUCUAAGAAUAAAAAUAAGAGGAAGAAUAAUUAUUGAAUUCCAUAAAGGCUAAAUAAAAUUAGAAAUAAAUACAAUAAAAUUAUUAAACAGAAUCUUUCAAAAUGAAUACAUAACCAAAAUAAACAUAAGUGCAAGUUUUGAGAUUAAAUGAUAAUAAUUUAGAUUAAUAAUCAUAAAUAUCAGAAGAGAAUAGUUUCGAAAUGGAAUCUUCAAUUAAAGAUAAAGUGUAGAAAAUUAAAUUUCACAAAAUUUAAAUGACUGAAAAAGAUAAAGCAUAACCUGAGUACUAUGAAGAGUAUAUGAAAGAAAUUAAGGUUAACGUUAAGAUGGAACAUGAGUUGAUUAAUAUAGAGGCUGAACUUGGCAAAGUUGAAAAACCAGAAAUUGUUAGUAUGCAAAUUUAAAUUUUUAAAGAGUGUCCUUUAGAAUUUUAGUCUUUAGAAUUUAAGGAAGUUUACGAAUUAACAGAAAGUCCAAAUAUAAAAUAUAUAAAAUGCUUUAACAAUUAGAAAAAUAGAGAGGAAAUUAUUGAGCUGUUUGAGUGCUAAAAUAUUAAUUCUCAUCUUUACUAUUUCAAAAAUUUAAUAUUAAGAUUUCUUUUACAAAAUAAAGGAAUAACUCCAAAUUCUUUAAUUCCUAAUUUUGCUUUGUCUAAUAACACUAAUUCAAAUAAAGUAAUUAUCAUAAGUGUUUUUCCUAUACUUAUUCCAUUGGAAAGUAUUAUUCACUUUAGGUAUUUUGCUAAAAAGCCUUUCCCUGAAAAACAGCUAUUAACAAUGAUGAAAACUAUGAUAUUCUAAAUUAAAUAUUUAUAUGAGAAUUAUAGAUUAUCAGUUGGUCAAAUCAACACAGAAAGCAUAUUUUUAGAUUGUUAAGACUAUUAAUUAAAAUUUUUCAAUUUAUCAUCAGCUUCUAUCCACAUCUUACCAACAAAAAUGAGCUAAUUUUGGAACAGUAGCUCUUUAAUGAAAGAUUGUUAAGAGCUUGGCUAAUGCUUUUUCAUGUUAAAAAAUUUAAUGACUCAAGAAAGAAUGAAUGAAAAAUCAGAUAACCAUCAAAUAGAAUCAAUCCAUGAAUUAGAAGAUAAAAAAGACCAAUUCAGCUCUGAGAUAAUACUUGAACUGCUUAAAAUACAGAAGAUAUCAUCAGAGGCAGAAAAUCAAAGAUCAGAAUAUGAUCCAUUUAGAAGAAUAAAUUACAUCUUUGAAAAACAAAUAAAAGAUUAUUAAUUAGAAGUUAUUGAUCUAGAUUUUAAAAAUUUGGAUAUUUUCAUGAAUGCAAGAAUCUUGAAAGACAACCAAACAUUUUCUUUGUACUAUGAAAAAACACUUCAACCAACAAAAUCUCUUGCUUAUAAAAAAAUCAAGACACCACAAGAAAAGUUAUCUGAGUUAAAAGCUUGUCUUGAAAAUUGGAAAAUUCACCUGAAAAAUAAAGAGUUUGAAUCAUGUGAAAAAUAUGGAGAUUAUUAUAUUUAGAAUGUAGAUUAAGAAGAAAUGAAUGAAAAAUAAAAACUUAAAUUAGCUAAAAUAUUUUCUAAGUAAGGAGGAGUAAAAAUUGUGAUGUAAAAAUAUGAAUAAGGCAGAAAUUACUUGUUAGAGGGUUUAGCCAUUUAUAAUUCUCUUAAUUAAAGAUAUGCUUCAGAUUGUGUUAUGAUUAUAAUCGAAUUAGCUAAAUUAGAUUUGAUUUAUGAAAACUAAGUAAACUGUGAAUCUGCUGCAAGCUAUCUAUUGGAACUAUACUUUGCUUAAUUGCUUGGUGAAGAGUCAUAGAUUUAAUGGGAAUUUAAUUUGAUUACCUAAAUAUUAGAAUUACUUUCUAUGCUUGCAUCAAAGCUAAAUAUCUAUGAAGUUUAGCCAUUUUUUUAUGAUUAGAUUAUAAAUUCAAUGAGAAUAAAGCUUGAGUAGUAAUCUAUUUUAGUAAAAAGUAAUACAAUUGUUGAUUAUUAUAUCAAGUCUGCUGAUUGUUAUUAGGAAUGCUCUAACUUAAAAGAAGCAGCUAAGAUUCUAGAAAAAUGCGUUGUAUUUGCAGAAAAUGAUUAGGGCUUAGAGAAAAUUGCUUCUAAGCAGUCUUAAAUUCUUUAAGAAGCCAGAGAAAUAGCUUAAAUAGAAAAAGUAAAUGAUAAAGUUUUUGAAAAAAUCGAAGAAUUUAGAAAUAAAUUAACUCAUUCGCUCAACCCUGCCUCACCUGAUUAUUUAUCUUACUAUGAUAUAUUUGAAUAAUAUUUUAAUUACGUUAUUACUAAUAACAUAUAAACUGAUGAGCAAUUUAUUUCUGAAUUAACUUAAGCAUCAUCUAUUGUUGGAGGUAAUUAACUAAAGUAGCCAUAAAAGGCUUAAAAAUAUCUUCUUAAAGCUUUAGAAAAGUUAUUUUAAUCAGAAAAUUAUAGCUAAGAAGAACUAAAAACUAUGAAAUUAGAUAUAUAUGAAAAAAUAGGCCUUUAUAGUUUUGAAUAAGACUAAGAUUUACUUGCUUUAAUGUGGUUUUUGGUUUGCAUUUAAAUCAGAAUUUAGGAUCUUAACAAUAAUCGCUAAUAUGAUGAAUUAUAUUUUAACAACUUAAACUAGAUCAGCAAAUGCUCUCUAAGGUUAAAAUAUAAUUAUGUAUACAUAAUAAUAUAGAAGACAAUAUUGUCAAAACUGAAAAACGAGCAAGAAUAACUUAAAGUUUUAACUAAUAUUACUAAAAUGAACAUAGAGGUAGCUAAUCUUACAGAUGGUUUUCAAUUUAACGAGCUAGCAAAAAAGCUUGCAGAAAAAUUGAAAGAUUUUUCCACACUUUAAAAUAUUCAAACUUAUAGCUUAAGUCUAAUUAGUAAAAUCCCAGAUUCCGAAGAAGCUAAGUUGUAUUUGUAGUCAUUGAAAACUAACAUUGAAAAACUCAUUUAAGAAGGUUAAUUAAAUGAAGCUAUCUUAUAGUAUCAAGAGUAUUUUAAAAUAAUAGAGGCCUAAAAAGAUCCAAAUUUCAGCAUUCAAACUGUUGAAGACUAUAAUGAAUAUGCUGACUUGAUUUGGAAACAAGGAAAUAAAAAGCUAGCUAUGAAUUAAUUCAAAAAAGGUUUGAAGAUUUAAAUAAAAUUAUUUGGAUUAAGCGAACCAAACACUCUUAAGAACAUUUAAAAUGUUGGUAUUUUAUAUUAUGAAUUAGAGAUGCAUGAACAAGCCUUAAUUUUAUUCGAAGAUAUUCUGAAAACUCUUAGAAGAACUAAAACUUACAACACAUAAUACUUUUAAGCCCUAGAAUAUGAAGCAAACAUUUACAAAUUACAAAAAAAUGUUGAUCAAUCACUUGUUUGUCUUCAUGAGUACAGAGAUGUUAUUUAAAAAUUUCCUCCUAAAAAUCCCCAAUUUAACAAUAAACUGUAAGAAAUAUCAUUUGAAAUUGGAAAAUUGUAUAGUGAGUAAAGAAAAUUUUAUGAAGCAGAACCAUACUUUAGAGAAGCUCUCAAAAUAAAAGCUAAAUUAUAAAGCAACGAUGCAAAUAUUAUAAUUUAAAAGUACCUAUACGAGUAUAGCUAAUGCCUUUUUCAAGUAGGUAAUAGCUUAGAAGCUUAAAAUGUAUUUAAAGAGUAAGUAGAAACCUGGAAAAGACUCCGAACUAUCAAACCAAAUUAGAUGUAAAUGUAUUUGGACGAUUAUCACGAACUAUUCCUUAACUACUCUAGGAUAUCAAACAUGUUUGAUGUUAUUUCAGAGAUAAAACACAAUUUUGAGUAGAAAAACGUAAAAACUAAUAUCUAAACUAACGAAUUCUACAAAGCUCUUUGUGUUAAACUUGCUGAAAUAUAAACUCACUAUCAAAUUAAGUGA